This is a messenger RNA of Acaulospora colombiana, 738 nucleotides long. NCBI's taxonomy places the organism in Eukaryota, Fungi, Glomeromycota, Glomeromycetes, Diversisporales, Acaulosporaceae. The record is from the annotation of a GenBank genome assembly.
UAUUCCAAGAACGUCCUGAUACACAAUAAUAGGUUAAUGAUCACGGACUUUGGUUUAUCCAAAUCCCGAGAGAAGAUCAAAGAGAAGAAUUCAACAACCAUUGUUGGGUGCGCACCACAGGUUUAUUGCGACCCGCAAUUUUUAAACGAUCCUUCUUCCUAUAAACAAGAUAAAUCUUCUGACAUCUAUAGUUUAGGUGUUAUUUUCUGGGAAAUCUCGAGUGGGAAAGUUCCUCAAAUCGGACUUAUUGAUAUUAUUAUUAGAGGUAUAAGGGAAACACCGAUUGAUGGAACUCCGUUGGAUUAUGUUAACAUUUAUUCCCAAGCUUGGCAAGGUGAUCCAAAUCAACGCCCUACAAUUGAAAAUAUCCUGAAUUAUCUUGAAAAGGUUAAUUUAGAACCCGUGUUUCAGAAAAAUGUUAGUGUAGAUGAAAAUUCCAUUGAUGAUAGCUCAUGCGUGCCAGAAGAUUCAUUUACUGGUAUUUCUUUGGAUAGCAAAAGUGGGACAUCUGUUUUGGAUGAAAUUCAGGAUCAAAGAGAUAAAGCUGAAUCAUAUUUUGAGGUGGGAAAUUAUGUCGAAGCAAUAGAAAUUUGGGACGCCAUUCUCAGAAAUCCCCGACAUACGUCAGGAGACCAGAGGCACAGUGUAACAUACGCUAAAAUUAUUCUAACUGGUCCAAGUUUUAUUAUACAGAAACAGCAUAAACUCGGUUGGGUGCAAAAGGUGAGGAAGAAAUAA